Rodentolepis nana is the source of this 684-nucleotide messenger RNA. NCBI's taxonomy places the organism in Eukaryota, Metazoa, Platyhelminthes, Cestoda, Cyclophyllidea, Hymenolepididae. The record is from the annotation of a GenBank genome assembly.
AUGGGGAUCCUAGAAAAGCCCUCGCACCAGUUCUUCUCUUGGCUUUUUAAUAAGGGAUAUAAUGUCAAGGGGGUCAUUCGUGAUUCCUGGCACGCAAUCCGAUUUUCCCUGGCAUCUGCAGCUGGAGCUCUUAGUCAAAAGGGAGCUGAUGGAGGUGUCGGAGGUUAUAUUGUCGAAAGCUCCAUCUCUGAAGAGCGUCUUAGUCUUCUUAUUCGAUUGGCUGCUUCAACGAUCUCCAUAGGAGGAACACUAGCUCUAACGUACUUCCUACUUAAAAGGCUCGAUCCCCAGUACAAAGUUCGCCAAGAGGCCCGGAAGAAGACCAAAGAAAUUCUAACCACUCUUGGCGUAUCCCCAUCACUAAAAUUAACCGACUACGAGGUGUGCAUAGCCAUUAGUCUCGUAGAUGCCUCAACUCUGGAAACUUCUUGGAGUAGCAUCGGAGGUCUGGAGGAGAUUGUCACAGACCUCUGUGACUCCGUAAUUCUCCCUUUUAAGGCCGCGCAAGCUCUCAUGCCCCGAUCAAAACUUUUCCGAGCUCCCAAAGGAGUUCUUCUCUAUGGUCCUCCAGGUUGUGGUAAAACUCUCCUUGCUAGGGCAACUGCUAAAGCUGCUGGGGCGAGGUUCUUUAACCUUCAGGUAAGCAAUUCGCUGAUAUUCCUUCAAAGUGUUCUGAUCUGUUAA